Molecule: messenger RNA, 1014 nt
Organism: Lichtheimia ornata
Lineage: Eukaryota; Fungi; Mucoromycota; Mucoromycetes; Mucorales; Lichtheimiaceae
Exons: 6
Coding region: 1-1014 (337 amino acids)
Source: RefSeq, a predicted model, not a curated record
AUGAGCAACGCACCACCAUUCUACUACAGCCAUCCACCCAAUGCCGCUGGCGUAACACCUUCCAUGAUGGGAGCACCUGUUCCAGGACGUGGCAUGAGCCCAGCUCAAAUGGGCAUGCCCUACAUGCAACAAGGACCUUUCAGAAAUAUGGGACCUGAUCCAUCGAUGCAUCGCAAACGAGCUCAGAACAAGACGCCUCGUCAAGGUGGUGGCGUAAUAGAAGAUGGGGAUGAACCAUCCGGUGACGAGCUUGAUGAUAUCUCUGCACGUGACAUUGCUAUGGCGCGUUACAAGCGCAAUCACGAUUACCUUUCUGAAAUCUUCACACCCUAUAAUGCUUCUUCCAUCACACCCCCUCCACUGGAUGUACCACAAAGCAAAGCCGAGUUGAACAAGUUGAUUGAGGAAGAGCAAAAGGCGAUUGAAGCAAGGAACACAAAGCAACAAGAGCUAUUGAAAUCAGUGGAAGAGAAGCGUAAUAGCUAUUGGGAGGCGAUGACACAAUUGGAUAGUGCAUCAACAACUGAGGACAUGUCAAAAUCAACAGAGCGAUUUGAACGAAUGGCGGACAUUAAAGUGGAGCACACAACGAGCAAUGUUCACGCUGUACAAAUCCCGGGAUUGGAACCAGAGCAACCAUCGACAACAGCUGCAUCCUCUUCAAACAACAACAACAAUACCAGAGAAAGCAGUGGUGGAAGUGGUGGAUCAAUGACGCCAGCAGCCGUAGCAGCAGCCAGAGAUGGAGAAUCACAAUCAGGACCAACGAAUAUGGAUCUAUUCCAGUCUUACCCAUCACAAGACGAUAGGAGUGGUGGUGACAACAAUAAUGCAAACCGAAAUGACGAUGACAACAGUAACGAUUUCUUCAACGAGAUGGUCAACACGGGUCAAGAAGAUGAUGGUGGCAGUGUUAGCGAAUUCUUAAACACCGGGGAUAUGGAUUUUGAACCAAGCGACAAGCAAGAAGGUGACCAAAACAACAUGACAGAAGAACAGCAAAGGAGGGAUUAG